GGUGGGCGAGUGGUCACCUCGAUAGUCAAACCACCAACCACUACAACAUACACCACACUACCGGUACCGUCCUUUGUCCCUUCCACACCAGAAACAAGCGCUAGCUAUAGGUCUAGUCAGCCUGCUUCAGUCAUAAUCUUCGAACCAAGAAACUCAAACAGAGCACACAUCGAUCAUCAUGUUGGGAUUCUUUGAACGGCUCAACCAAAGCGAUACCAGUAAUUUGGACGCUGGCAGCAGUAGGCGCGAUGGCAGCGAUGGGACCUUGAAGCCCGACAGCAGUACCAGAAGUCAGCGACGUUCCUUCGAGGCAGACCGCUCUACCGGCACCUCCAGCAGUCAUGGCCGUCGAUCCUUCGAGGCAGACGGCUCCACUGCCAGUCACCACAGACCUUCCCACGAGGCAGAUUGCUGCAAAUCUCCCAAGAAAGAGUCCAAACCUCGCCGUCGUCGACGUCGACGACAACCACCUCCUACUGUUGCACCCUCCGAGAUGCAACUUCAUCUUGAAGAAAUUGAAGCAUUCUGCAAAGUCAUGAAAGGCAUGGACUUGGAUUCUAGAGCGGAAAUCUUUUGCGAACAGAUUCAAGCCAAGAAAAACCGAAAGCAGCGCAAGAAUAAGGCACCCGCCGCUUGAUACUGUACAGUAGAAUGGAUUGAAUGUUCACACAACCUACCUCUCGCUCCGAGCCCACCUCCGUUAACCUCAUCGCCAUUCCGGAUGUACCUCCCAUCCAUCAGAUUCGGGAUUACUUCUUCUUCACGCCCAAAGGCACUCCCAGAAGCUAAUACUAUAGAAUAAACCAUUGACUACCAGACUUGUGUGCAAAGUUCCGAAUCCCAUGGUAGUCGUCUCUUGCUCUUGAAUCUAGCUACAAAAUGCAAAUAUGAGCAGCUGUUCUAGCCGUCGUGAAAUGGAGG
This is a messenger RNA of Seminavis robusta, 921 nucleotides long. The record is from the annotation of a GenBank genome assembly. NCBI's taxonomy places the organism in Eukaryota, Bacillariophyta, Bacillariophyceae, Naviculales, Naviculaceae.